This is a messenger RNA of Phycomyces blakesleeanus NRRL 1555(-), 752 nucleotides long. RefSeq lists its product as hypothetical. The record is from RefSeq and is a predicted model, not a curated record. Bases 5 to 595 code for a protein of 196 amino acids. The transcript has 6 exons. Gene Ontology annotation, cellular component: COP9 signalosome. Lineage: Eukaryota; Fungi; Mucoromycota; Mucoromycetes; Mucorales; Phycomycetaceae. Gene Ontology annotation, biological process: COP9 signalosome assembly; protein deneddylation.
CACCAUGGAAGUCAUCUUGCCAUUCAUUACUGAAAAGAACUACAAUGGUCUCAUUGAAACUUGCGAACAAUUAGAACUUAAACAUGCUGCGGGACAAUCCAACAUUGACCUUUCCGAUAUUGACGCGACUUACUUGAUUGGCUAUUGUCUGAUUAAUGAUCUAGACUCUGCUAGAUUCCUUCGCAAACGUAUUCUUGCACGGGACAAUGUUCGUAGACCAGAAGUGGAUUUUGCUUGGAAAGUGUGUGCUGCACUGUGGGAUCAGCGUUACUCUGAUUUUUACAGUGCUCUUCAUGACUUUCCGUGGUCAGAUCCUAUCCAGUCACUUGUAGCCUCUCUGCAAGAAAACACAAGAGAAAGAAUGCUUGUUACUGUAGCCAAUGCCUACACAAGCAUUAAGAUUUCGGAUGCUCUAUACUAUUUUGGGAUGCCUGAAAAUGAACUUGUUACAGCACUUUUAUCUAAGGGGUGGACCUAUGAUAGUUCUUCAAAGAUACUGACACCUAACAAGCCUGAACUUAAAAUACAAGAUAUAUCGAGUAAUGAUAAAUUCUCCAGUUUGGCAGAAAUGAUCUUACACCUCGAGAAGAACUAGUGUAUUUUAGUGUAUUUGGAUAUAUCUAAGUGUCUAUGUGUGGGUAUAAACACUAUGAAUUCAUUCCCUCUCCCUCUUCUCUUCAAAAGAGAAAAAAAAAAGAACCACUUUCAUAUAAUAUAUACAACGCAGAAAAGUUGUAAGGAUUUUAUUUUUU